ACAGACACACACACACACACACACACACACACACACACACACACACACACACACACACACACACACACACACACACACACACACACACACACACACACACACACACACACACACACACACACACACACACACACACACACACACACACACACUUAAGAGGCAGCGACUUUAUUUUGGACAAAGUUUCCAAUUGAACAAGGCAGAAAGGGUAUAAAGGGCGGCAGGAGAAUAACAAGGAGGAAGGAGAGGAAGUAGCGGGGAAUGAGGCGGAGGGAUUUCCUCUCCCAACUUUGACACGAACGCACUCAAAGCGCGUGCGCGAGAUGCAUCUAGCGCACGCGCAUCUCGCGCACGCGCGCGACUCUACUUGAGCACAAACAAGUUCGGGUCUUCGCCGUUUUCAGCUCUGUUUCUUCAGCCGGCACGCACACGCACUGGACGGGGAGCGGCUCGGUUCGGGAAAAACCGCUGCGUGUUCGCGCGCGUGUGGUUGGGGACGUCACGACGAACCACCCAAGCGGUGCCGUCCGGUCCGGUGCCGUCCAGGUCUGACGGUGCCUUCCAUCUGAACUCGUGCUGGCGGGACACGUCCCUCCCUCCCACCAGCCGAGUUUGAGUUUGGAGUUGUGCACUUGGUCGCCUGCCGACAUUCUGCUUGUCCGGACGUUGUCCUCCCGGCCGCCGAGCCCGUUCCCGGCAGCCGAGCGACGCCGAGUCGAAGUGGAGGCGCCAUGCCGGUCCGAAAGAAAGACGCCCAGCGCGCCCUGUCCUUGCUGGAGGAAUACCGAGCCAAACUGCAGCACGCCGACGAGCGGCAGCUGCGCGUGUCCAUCCAGAGGGUCAUCGACAUCUUCCAGAGCAACCUCUUCCAGGCCCUCAUCGAUAUCCAAGAGUUUUAUGAAGUGACCUUAUUGGACAGCCAGAGGUGGGCAGAGUCUUCCAAGCCGGUGGACGGCGUGGCUCUUUGGGAGUUCUCCAGCCUUCAAAGCGCCACCGUCACCUCCGACACGCUGCCAAGCCUUAGCACCAGCAUCGAGGACUCUGCCCUUCUAAAUGAAAUCCUGCACGUGUUGGGGCAGGCCUCGCGCUCACCAAAGUGUGACACUCAAAAGUACCGGCACCAUGAUGAGGACUCGUCGCCUCCGGAGGACCAGAGUUCCCCGCAGCUCACGGAGGAGGCGGGCGCUCCGGAGCUGGUCCAGGUGGCCGAGAAGAACCUGUCACAGAUCGAGAACGUGCACGGAUACGUCACCCAUGCGCACAUCUCCCCAAUGAAGGUGGCAUCGCUGGAGUGCGUGUUCGAUGGGUCACCAUCGUUAGGACUCGAUCGGCCGGAGCUCCCCUCCUCCCCCGCACCCUCUUCCCUCUACCCUCACGGUGAUGACAGCCCCCUCCCGUCCUGCUCCUCCAACCCUUACCCCCCUGUCCAGGCCAACCCUCCUCCUGUGCUGGUCAAUGCCGACAGCCUGGACACGCCCCCUUAUGUAAACGGCACUGAGGCCGACUACGAGUACGAGGAGAUCACGCUGGAGAGGGGUAACUCGGGCCUGGGCUUCAGCAUUGCGGGAGGCAUCGACAACCCCCACAUCGGUGAGGACCCCAGCAUCUUCAUCACCAAAGUCAUCGUGGGGGGCGCCGCCGCGCAGGACGGACGCCUCAGGGUGAACGACGUGAUCCUGCGCGUGAACGACGUGGACGUCCGUGACGUGACGCACAGUCGCGCCGUUGAGGCGCUGAAGGAGGCGGGCUCUCUGGUGCGACUGUACGUGCGGCGCCGGAAGCCGAUGGGUGACAAAGUCAUGGACAUCAAACUCGUCAAGGGCCCCAAAGGUCUGGGCUUCAGCAUCGCCGGGGGCGUGGGCAACCAGCACAUCCCGGGCGACAACAGCAUCUACGUCACCAAGAUCAUCGAGGGCGGCGCCGCUCACAGGGAUGCGCGGCUGCAGAUCGGGGACAAGCUUCUGGCGGUCAACAGCUGCUGUCUGGAGGAGGUGACCCACGAGCACGCCGUCACGGCCUUGAAGAACACGCCUGACGUGGUCUACCUCCAAGUGGCCAAGCCCAACAACAUCUUCAUCGGCGACACUUUGGACUCGCACCUCCUCGACAGCUCGUUUGCUCAGCACCUGGAAAAUCAUAUCAGCGCCCCCAACUUCUUGUCUCAGCCCCUGCCUCCGGCAGCCGCAUCCGGACGCUACUCUCCGACGCCCAAGGGCAUGUUGGGAGAUGACGACGUCUCACGCAGGGAACCCCGCAAGGUAGUCCUGCACCGCGGCACCACGGGACUGGGCUUCAACAUCGUGGGCGGCGAGGACGGCGAAGGCAUCUUCAUUUCCUUCAUCCUGGCCGGAGGACCCGCCGACCUCUGCGGGGAGCUGAGGAAGGGCGACCGUCUCGUCUCCGUGAACGGAGUAGACCUCCGCAGCGCCACGCACGAGCAGGCUGCUGCCGCGCUCAAGAACGCCGGGCAGACGGUCACCAUCAUGGCGCACUACAGGCCCGAGGAGUACGGCCGCUUUGAGGCCAAGAUCCACGACCUGAGAGAGCAGAUGAUGAACAGCAGCAUCAGCUCCGGAUCGGGAUCUCUCAGGACCAGCCAGAAGAGGUCGCUCUACGUCAGGGCACUGUUUGACUACGACAGGACUCGGGACUCGGGUCUUCCCAGUCAGGGCCUCAACUUCAAAUUUGGGGACAUCCUGCACGUGGUCAACGCUUCUGAUGACGAGUGGUGGCAAGCGCGUCACAUGACGUCCCCCGGAGAUGUCCAAGAGGUCGGCGUUAUACCCAGCAAGAGGAGAGUGGAGAAGAAAGAGCGAGCGAGGUUGAAGACGGUCAAGUUCAACCCGAAGUCUCGAGAGCGAGGGCCGUCGGGCGACAAGCGUAGAAAAGGCGUGUUGGCCAGGUCCUUCCUUUUCGGGAAGAGUCGCGACGGCGGCGGCGAGCAGGACAGCAGCGACGUGGAGCAGCACGCCACGUCCAACGCCAGCGAUAGCGAGAGCAGCUACCCAGGUGGCCAGGAGGAGUUUGUCCUGUCAUACGAAGCCGUCACCCAACAGGAAGUGGGCUACGCGCGGCCGGUCAUCAUCCUGGGACCCAUGAAGGACCGCAUCAACGACGACCUCAUCUCGGAAUUUCCGGACAAGUUUGGGUCGUGUGUCCCACACACCACACGACCCAAACGGGACUACGAGGUGGAUGCUCGAGAUUAUCACUUUGUGGCAUCCCGCGAGCAGAUGGAAAAGGACAUCCAGGAGCACAAAUUCAUCGAAGCGGGACAGUACAACAACCACCUCUACGGAACCAGCGUCCAGUCGGUGCGAGAGGUCGCAGACAAGGGGAAGCACUGCAUCCUGGAUGUGUCGGGCAAUGCCAUCAAGCGCCUGCAGGCGGCGCUGCUUCAUCCCAUCGCUGUCUUCAUCAAACCCAAGUCCGUCCAGAACAUCAUGGAGAUGAACAAGCGUCUGACGGAGGAACAAAGCAGGAAGACGUUUGAGCGAGCCGCCAAGUUGGAACACGAGUUCACGGAACAUUUCACAGCCAUCGUGCAGGGCGACACCCUGGAAGAGAUCUACGAGCAGAGCAAGCAGAUCAUCGAGGAUCAUUCAGGAUCGUUGAUCUGGGUGCAGUCCAAGGAGAAGCUAUGAACACGAUGACUGCUUUUGGGAACAUCCCCCAAAACCCCACCCACCGCCUUGGAGCUUGAAGGGGCGUGGCCAUGCAUCAGCCCCACCCUUCCCUCUGCUCACAUUAACCCUUUAAUGAGCCCAGGUGAGAGGGAGGAGUCAUCUUAACCACUUUCACUGACGACACAGCCGGCACUCUUUCUUGUGGUGCGCUCUCGUGCGGCGGCGGCGGCCAGAGACAAGUUGAACUUCCUCAGCUGCCUAUUUUCGUAUAAACAAAAACUACAAAGUCUAUAUUGAUCGGCAUUAUUAUCACCAUAGAAGAUUUCAAUAUGAUCACUUCCUGUCUUAUUUUUCUUUUUUUAACCAAAUAAAAGUGCAAGCAGGAAGCGC
Messenger RNA from Hippocampus zosterae (dwarf seahorse), 4016 nucleotides. RefSeq names its product discs large MAGUK scaffold protein 1b (gene dlg1b). Bases 732 to 3644 code for a protein of 970 amino acids. Lineage: Eukaryota; Metazoa; Chordata; Actinopteri; Syngnathiformes; Syngnathidae. The record is from RefSeq and is a predicted model, not a curated record. Gene Ontology annotation, molecular function: kinase binding. The transcript has 26 exons. Gene Ontology annotation, cellular component: neuromuscular junction; postsynaptic density membrane; neuron projection. Gene Ontology annotation, biological process: neurotransmitter receptor localization to postsynaptic specialization membrane; chemical synaptic transmission.